AUGGCUUCGGGGACUGUAGGGGAUUUGAUUGAUGGUUUGAGAUCGAGGGAAAGGGUUCGAUGGACCGAGAAUAGCAAAGUUUAUACCCGACGAUUCCGCAAGAAAACCCAGAAACUCAACGACACUGCCGCCAUUGCCAUCACCUCCGCCGCUGACGAAGGUCCCGUAGUUGUCACCACCACCGCGGUGACCGAGGCUCUCAACUCCAGAACCACUGAGAACCAGAAUGAUUCUGCUGCCGCCUUCUCUUUGGCCAGCAAUGCUGAUUGUUCCACCGUAACAACAACCAAUCAUGAGAAUAUCAAUAACAAUGUUCGGAAAGAUUAUUUAGAAAUCGCCGGGGGCGAAGAUGUGAGUUUUUCUCCGCAGAGGCUGCAAGAGCAACGGCUACAUAGAGAACGAACUCCUUCACCAACCUCAGAGAGUGAAGGUGUUAAUUCUUCUCAGCGUCAGCUGGAAAAACAACCACAUCAUGUUAAACAAUCUCCUUUGCAACCGGAGCAUAAUGCUUCGAUUCAGAAGCAAGUGCAAAAAGGCCGUGAAAGUCAGGCUGCUGACCAGCAGCCACUGGAGAUUACCAGGGUUCAUGAUAGAGUUAGAUUUAAAUUAUCAAAAUUAACACCGAAGAAUGAGGUUAGGGAGCUUAGACAGCAGUUACAGAGUGAGCUUGUUCAGGUAAGGAAGUUAGUUAAACAGCUUGAAGCCAAGCAACUUCAGCGUGCUGACUAUGACACUAAUAAUAACACUGGUGACAUUAAUGGCACUUAUAUGGCUUCUGCUGAGGGUAAUUUAGGUCAGUAUGCUCAAUCUCUGCCGAAGUAUGUGGAGAAUGAUGCAGUAGAGAGGAGGGCGUUGAUCAGAGUCCAUUCAGACGUGGACCCCGUGGGGAAUCCUGAAAGCAGGCUGAUCGGGUUAGCCAGGGUAAAUUCUGAUGUAGGUGCAGUGCGACAUCAAGAACAAAGGCUGUAUAAUAGGCAGCUCAGUGUUGCAGUAAUGGAAAACCAUCACAGGGCCAUUGACUUUGUUGAGAAGGAGAAAAGGACCCCAAAGGCUAAUCAAUAUUACAGAAAUUCUGAGUUUCUCCUGGGGAAGGACAGACUUCCUCCUGAAAGUAAGAGGUUGAAGGCAAGUAAUGGCAGAAAACAUGGUAGGGAGACAGAACAUGCAUUUGGCUUCGGUUUUGGUUUUAGUUUUGGUUUUGACAAGAACAGGAAUCAGGUGUUCAGGAGUUGUAGUAACUUACUUCAGAGGUUAAUGAAGCACAAGCAUGGUUGGGUGUUCAAUGAACCCGUGGAUGCCAGAGCAUUGGGGUUGCAUGAUUACCAUAAUAUUAUUAAGCACCCUAUGGAUUUGGGUACAAUUAAGAAUAGGCUUUCACAGAACUGCUACAAGUCUCCUAGGGAAUUUGCAGAGGAUGUAAGACUUGUGUUUCUUAAUGCCAUGACAUAUAAUCCGAAAGGGGAUGGCGUUCACAUUAUGGCAGAGCAGCUGUCUCAGGUAUUUGAAGAGAAGUGGACUGUGAUAGAGACCGAAUACAAUCCCUAUUGGAGAUACGAAACAUAUCAGGAUGCUGGAUUGCCCACCCCCACUUUAAGAAAAGCUCCUCAGUCUCAGUUUGCCCCUGCUUCAGUUGCUUACCCUAUACCUGGCCAUGUCCCUUCCGUCCCUCAAAUGAGGACGUUGGAUAUGUCAGUGUCAGUGUCUACACCCAUGUCCGUUGAUACCAAAAUGCAGCAUUCGCAAGUUGUUAGGACACCUGUUCCAAAGAAACCUAAAGCGAAGGAUCCCAAUAAAAGGGACAUGACUUAUGAGGAGAAGCAAAGACUCAGCACAAACCUUCAGACCUUACCUUCAGAAAAGCUUGAUGCUAUUCUUCACAUCAUUAAAAAGAGGAACACUACACUUUCUCAACAGGAUGAUGAGAUUGAAGUGGACAUUGACCAUGUAGAUCCGGAAACACUUUGGGAGCUUGAUAGGUUUGUCUCUAAUUACAGAAAGAAUCUGAGCAAACACAAGAGAAAAGCUGAACUUGCUCUGCAAUCUAGAGCAGAAGCUGCUGGGACUACUCCGAUGAUAAGGACAAUCCCAGAAGCUCCAAAGCUUCGGAAGGAAAGUGGAACAGGAGCUGAAAAGAAUUCUUCUCUCCCUCCUGUCGCUCAAGUGACUCUGGAUCAUCUUCAAGUGAUUCCGACAGUGAUAGUUCCUCUGCAGCUGGAUCAGAUGCAGGGUAGUCACCUAGGACAUGAAUGGAUAUUGUUAAGGACGUCAAUGAUGAAUGUUCUCGAUGAUAUUUAG
Molecule: messenger RNA, 2295 nt
Organism: Fraxinus pennsylvanica
Lineage: Eukaryota; Viridiplantae; Streptophyta; Magnoliopsida; Lamiales; Oleaceae
Source: the annotation of a GenBank genome assembly